Molecule: messenger RNA, 1467 nt
Organism: Fusarium subglutinans
Lineage: Eukaryota; Fungi; Ascomycota; Sordariomycetes; Hypocreales; Nectriaceae
Exons: 3
Coding region: 1-1467 (488 amino acids)
Source: RefSeq, a predicted model, not a curated record
AUGCCCGCAAACACCCCUGCCACGCGUCGACAAGCCCAGUCGCCUACUACCGACCCCCAGAGGCUCAAGAAGAGGGAGUCUGACCGCAAGGCCCAGCGCGUCUCGCGCGAGAGAACCAAGAGCCGUAUUGCAUAUCUCGAGGACCUUGUUCAGAAGCUGAGCAGCGGGGAUGAUCACGAUAAAACCCUGUCCUUGAUGGCUCAGCUGUCCGAGGUGACGAAGCAGCGUGACUCCCUGAUUCGCUUUCUAGAUUCUACGUCUUUGUCCUUUGCUAGGCGACUCUCUGAAGCUAAAAAGUGGGAGAAUAGGACUACAGCCGAAGAAAAAUUCCCAGAACAGCAACCAAGCGCGUCGGGUUCUGUCUACAGGGAAUCUCCGGCGUUACUGCCGGACUUGCUGGAGACAACUCCGGCCAGCAAUGAGCUUAGUCUGUUUUCACCCGACUUCAAUGGGAUCCUUCCGGGGGACACGGCUUUAGAAGGCGGUCAGGCCUAUAUGAAUGUUAAAUCUGCAACGUACAGUGCAGCACAUGAUCACCCCGUCAAUGACAAAACUUCAGCAGCGUCAUCGCCCUGCGACUGCACUUCUCCAGAGACAAGACGUCUCUCAGACGGAUCGGUAGUCAGCCGUAAUAUAUGGCAAGCGGGCAACCAGGUCUUAAAAGGGCCCCCGGGACACUUAUCAACCUCGAUGCUGGCACUGGAGGACGAGGCUAGUGAAGACGUUCCAGUGCGCGUUGUGCUCUACGGCUGGGAGCAUCUGGAGCAGUCGGGGAGAAUGACACCACUUUGGAAGAGGAUUCGACACCUCGACGAGAUUUGCUUUUCUGCUUGCGGCCAGGUUGAGCGUCUUGCCGUGAUUCACAUGGUUCACCGCUAUAUGCGCGCCUACGCUGACCCAACAUCGGCCAAUGCUAGUACCAUUCUACCGCGAUGGUACAUGAAAUCUACGUCAUCACAGGAUAUCUCUGGUCAUCCAGCUGUAGACUACUUUGCCUGGCCGUCUUUUCGGCAGCAAUUCUCACGCUACCCGCACCGAUACUGCAGUAACUUGUUUUGGCACAUGUUCAAAGAGCAUCUUCGUAUCACCUGGCCAUAUGAGUUCCGCGAUGUGUAUUCCGUCAACGUAGGGCUGGGCAGGUAUGGCCUUUCAUCAUUGUUCAGGGAUACAAUCUCCAAUCUCGGCUGUUGGACUAUGAAUUCGGAUUUCUUUUAUCAUUUCCCUGCACUUAUCCAUGACGUGCCCAAGUCCCCGCAAACCAGUUUGCCUGUCACAGUUCAUCCUUUGCCCCUUCAGACCAACUCAUUGGGUUACCUAUCUCAAAGUCGAACUCCAUCACAUCACCACGGCACUUUUAUGGUCACGGAGGGCACAGUUUCUGACCCUUGCCAGGGAGGCGAGGAUGAUCAAGGAUGGAGUUACGAUGGUGCUGCCGGAGAGUAUAACUGGGAUUUGGACAACCUUUAG